Molecule: messenger RNA, 1681 nt
Organism: Tachyglossus aculeatus (Australian echidna)
Lineage: Eukaryota; Metazoa; Chordata; Mammalia; Monotremata; Tachyglossidae
Gene: PDZK1
Product: PDZ domain containing 1
Exons: 8
Coding region: 15-1493 (492 amino acids)
Biological process (GO): protein localization to plasma membrane
Cellular component (GO): apical plasma membrane
Molecular function (GO): signaling receptor binding; protein-membrane adaptor activity
Source: RefSeq, a predicted model, not a curated record
UGCAAACCACCACCAUGGCCUCCGUCUUCCGGCCCCGGCGGUGCCAGCUGACCAAGGACGAUGGGCAGAGCUACGGAUUCUACCUCCGCAUCGAGCAGGACACGGUCGGCCACCUGGUCCGCGUGGUGGAGCCGGGCAGCCCUGCGGAACGGGCCGGCCUGCAGGACGGGGAUCGGGUCCUGAGGGUCAACGGGACCUUUGUGGACCAAGACGGGCACACGAAGACGGUGGAGCUGAUCCGGAGCUGUGGAAAUACGGUGACGUUCCUGGUGCUGGACGGGCCGUCCUACGAGGAGGCUGUGAGGCAGGGGGUGGCCCUGCAGGAGCUGGGGCCGAAUCGGGAGCCCCCGUGCCCGGUGGCUAACGGCGUGGCAGGGGCAGGGGCCAGGCGGCCUCGCUUCUGCUACCUGGUGAAGGAUGGAGAUAGCUUCGGCUUCUCCCUGAAAACCGUCCAAGGGCAGAAGGGCGUGUUCAUGGUCGACUUGACCCCCCAAGGGGUGGCCUCCAGGGCUGGGGUGCAGCCCAAUGACCGUCUGAUCGAGGUUAAUGGUGAGAACGUGGAGAAUGACAACCACAGUCAGGUGGUGGACAAGGUGAGGCGGGCAGGCAGCCGGGUGAUGUUCCUGCUGGUGGACAACGAGGCAGAGGAGCAGCACGGAGAGCAGCAGCAGCGGCGGCCCCGGAGGGAGGCGGCCAGCCUGGGUCUGCUCCCGCACAAGCCCCGGCUCGUGGACAUCAGCAAGGGCAGCGGCGGCUACGGCUUCUACCUGCGCGUGCAGCCCGGCCUCGGCGGCCAGAUCAUCGAGGACGUGGACUCGGGCAGCCCGGCGGAGAAGGCCGGUCUGAGGAACAAUGACCGGCUGGUGGCGGUGAACGGGGAGUCCGUGGAAGGCCUGAACCACGACAGCGUGGUGGAGAAGAUCAAGGAGGGCGGAGACCACAUCUCGCUCCUCGUGGUGGACCAGGAGACCGAUUCCAUGUACAAACUGGCCCAGGUCUCCCCUUUCCUCUACUACUGGUCCAUCCAAGACCUUCCUAACGGUGCAGCCCCAGGGGGGCAGCCGGAGCCCGCUCCUGCCGAGGAAGAAGUCCCCGUCCCCCAGCCCCGGCUGUGCCGGCUGGUCAAGGGCCCCGGGGGAUAUGGCUUCCGCCUGAAUUCUAUCAUCGGCCAGCCCGGCUGCUUCAUCAAAGAGGUGCAGAGAGGGAGCCCGGCUCAGCUGGCCGGCCUGCGGGACGAGGAUGUGGUCAUCGAGGUGAACGGGGUGGACGUGCAGGGGGAGCCCUACGACCAGGUCGUGAGCAGGAUCCAGACCAGUGGGGGGCGAGUGACCCUGCUGGUGGGCGAGAGGGUGGCGCGGGGGGCACCCUCCCAGGCCGGAGUCCCGCCCCCUGCCGCGCCAGGACCAGGGACGGCCUCGCCCUACGUGGCAAAAGCACGGGCUGCCAGAGCGGCCUCCUGCACCUCCUCUGACUCGGAAGACACAGAGCUGUGACGGGCGCUCGGCCCCGGCCGCCUCUCCCCUGCAGCAGCCGCCGCCGCCCCUCGCCCACUCCCCAUUCUCCGCCGCCCCACGAGGUGCAGCGGGCACCCACUCCCCCGCCCCUGCCGGCCCGAGCCGCCCCCGAGCUCGGAACACCGGAAGGCACAGGCCCCCCACAAUAAACAUCGGGGCGACUCACA